CCAAAAAUUUGAACAACUGUCUUCUUCCUUCUGAAUCGGAGGCAUUGAAAGCCAAUUUUUGAGCACAGCAAAGUAAGCCACAGAAAACAAUUUCUAUUUCCAAAUCUUCACCAAUUCACUGACAUAUUAAAACAAAGUAAUCUUUGUUUUCGAUUGAAUCUCUUCCUCUAUUCUUACAAUCAUAUUUACAAAUGUCUAGUCACGUUCUUGAAUCUGCCCAAAAGCCGCAACUACGUAAAGCCUUCAAGCUCCUCAAAACCCACGCUUGUAAGGUCGCCAAUUUCACUCUCCAGUGGCAAGACCUUGAAGACCAUCUUCGCUUUAUAAACUCCCUAAUCGAAUCCAAAAUCCAACUCCAACAAAACACCAUCGAAAACACACAAAACGACAAUAACCCAGAAAGCAAACCAUUAGUUUCAACCCAAAACAACAAGAACCCAGAUGCUGAAAUCAGCAAUGAAGAAAAAACUGAAACCCAAACAAGUUCUUUACCUGUAAAGAAUGGAAAAGAACUAAUUUUGUACAUUAAGGUACAUAGAAAAGAUGUGGGUAAUAGAUUGUAUUGUUUGUUUAAGGCUGUUGAUGAUCCUGGGAAAUUAGUACUUGAAGCUUUACAAGAGUCUUAUCCACCUGGUUUUAGUAAAGGCGAGGCAGUGGAUUCUGAGAUAAGGAGGAAUUUUGUGGUGUUGUUGGAGGAGUUUGGGAGAGUGAGAGACAGGGUUGAGCCACAUGUGAGAGAGGAGGCAAAGAGAUUAGCUGUUGAAUGGAAAGGGAAAGUGGAGAAUUCAUUGGAGGCUUUGGGGUUUUUGCAGCUUUUGAUUGGUUUUGAUUUGGUGGGUGAGUUUGAUUCUGAUGAAAUUUUGAAGCAUUUUGAUAAUGUUGUUAUGCGCAGAGAGGCUCCUGAAUUGUUAAGGGCUCUUGGGUUUGCUCAUAAGGCUUCUGAGAUUAUCCAAAAACUGAUCAAAAAGUACCAGCAACUUGAGGCUAUUAGAUUUAUAUAUGAAUUCGAUUUGGUUAAACAGUUCCCUCCAGUGCCCCUGCUUAAAGCCCAUGCUAAGUAUGCCAAGGAGGUCGCAAACAAGAUUCGCAAACAAGGAAAUAACUCACCUAAAGCACAGGAUGAUGCCACAAAGAGCGAAAUAGCUUCUCUAAGAGGAAUGAUAAGAUUCAUUAAAAAUUACCAGCUUAGUUCCCAAUACUCGCCCAAGAUCCUUAGAAAUCACAUUCAACGACUGGAGAGACAGAGAAAAGAGAGCAAGGAAGACGCAAAGGUCACUGUCUCUAAUGCUCAGUCCCAGCAACAGAAAGGAAAUAAACGUACAUCCCCUGCUUCCAAGGCUCAGCAGAAUAGGAAUAAGUGGCCACGGACAGUUGCUGCAGAUGCUUCUGCCAAUACAUCUCAGGCAAUUCACUCAAAACAACCAUCUCACCAUCAGCCAGCUAGCUUGUUUGCAGGUCAAGGUGCACAACAUUCAACCCCAUCAGCUGAUAUAGAUGCACCAUCAAAAGAUGUCGCAUAUGCUUAUGGCGGUGCUGCCUCCAAUGUUCAAUCCAUACAACCAUAUCCUAAUCAGCUGUCGGAUCCGUUAACACGUGCACGAUGUUUGGCCCCAUCUUUGGAGAAGUACCAUAUUGCAGGUCUGGAUGGACAAGCUUCAGCUGGAAUUGAUGCGCUAUCAAAAGCUGACUCGUAUGCUCAUGUUGGGGCUGACUCCUACUCUCACUCGGUACAACCGCCCCUUGGUCAGUCAACAGGCUUGUUACCAGGUGCACAAGAUUUAAUCCUGUCGUUGACGAACUACCUUUCUGCUGUCUCCAUGCCUGUUACCUCAUAUACAACCACGGCACCUGGACCCUAUGGAUUGGUGGGCUCUGCUGCUGUCCCCCCACAUAUGAGCUCAUCCCUUGGAACAUAUGAUAGGACUGUUCCUGCAAAUGGGAACUCUGGGCAGUUUGGAUUGGAUAGAAGCCAUGCACCAUUGAACUUUGCUUCUAAUGCAAACACCAAUGUGUCUGCCCCGUAUUACCAUGGGGACCUGCAGAGCUCAUAUAUGUAUUACAAUAGACAAGCAUCUUCCAGUAGUGCGGGCAUGGCUCCAAAUACAAGCUCGAAUGCAUUUGGUUAUUAUGAUCGGCGAUUAUCCACUAGUGGUAAUUUUGGUUUGUCAUCUGAAUACCCACCAUCAGUUUAUCAUCCUUAGUUAUUAGUUUACCAGCCUUA
Messenger RNA from Pistacia vera, 2221 nucleotides. RefSeq names its product FRIGIDA-like protein 2. Bases 192 to 2201 code for a protein of 669 amino acids. The record is from RefSeq and is a predicted model, not a curated record. The transcript has 3 exons. Lineage: Eukaryota; Viridiplantae; Streptophyta; Magnoliopsida; Sapindales; Anacardiaceae.